AUGCCAUUCAAUAAUGCACAGCUGACCCUCAAAUUUUCUACUAUUUCCCAUCCCUUUCUCCCAAAACUAUCAUCAACCCAAAGCUCCAAUUCUUAAACCCAAAGCUACUUCUGCUACUGCUGUUGUUUGCUGCUUUUUUUGUGAUUUUUUUGAGGUCUGGGUAUGGCGGAAACAGGGAAGCCGAUAGAGGUAAUAGCCAUGGAAGCUCUGGGAAAAGGCUUUGAUAUAACUGGAGAUUUCAGGUUGAAAUACGCUAAAGGAACGAGGCUGGUCGUGCUCGAUGAAACCAAUAAAAGAGACAUUGUGUUCCCAGGUGCUGGUUUUACUAUCAAAGCUGUUUCUCAAGAUAUCCGUCUUGAUAAAGGCGACCGUAUUCGUUUCAAAUCUGAUGUUCUUGAAUUCAAUCAGAUGUCCGAGUUACUUAAUCAGAAGUCUUCAAUACAAGGAAAAGUUCCUUCGGGCUAUCUUAACAGUAUUUACGAUUUGACUGGAGACUGGCUUCAUGAUGCUGCAGACACCAAAAACCUUGCUUUCGAUGGUUACUUUAUUUCUUUGUAUCAUUUACACCUUACAGCAUCUCCACUUAUACUGAACGACAGAGUCAAGAAGUCUGUUCCACCUCACUGGGAUCCAGCAGCAUUGGCUAGGUUCAUCCAGACAUUUGGGACACACGUAAUAGUUGGCAUGGCUAUUGGAGGUCAAGAUUUAAUAUGUGUGAGACAAAACAAUUCCUCUACAAUUCCUACGUCCGACCUCAGAGGGUAUUUGGAGGAUCUCGGAGAUGUUAUGUUUUCUGACGGAAAUAGCCCUUCGUUACUACAGAGAAAAUCUCGGGACGGCAAGCAAAAAGUGCCAGACGUCUUUAACCGCAUUUUGCAGUCAAACUCCAUGCAGUUGGCCAGUGUUGCAGAAACAUCGAGCAAAGAUGGACUCACUAUCAUUUGUUCAAAAAGAGGUGGUAAUGUGUUCUUGCAUAGUCACUCUAACUGGCUUCAGACAGUACCUACUAAGCCAGAAGGAAUUUUGUUCAAAUUUGUACCGAUUACUUCUCUUCUGACCGGGAUUCCCGGAAGUGGGUAUCUUAGUCAUGCGAUCAACUUAUACCUUCGUUACAAGCCUGUUCCCGAGGAUUUAAGGUAUUUCUUGGAGUUUCAAGUUCCACAACAGUGGGCACCUAUGUUCUCCGGUCUGCCACUUAGGCAUCAGACAAAAAAAGCUUCUUGCCCCUCCCUGCAAUUCGCUUUCAUGGGUCCUAAGAUGCAUGUCAACUCAACUCAGGUUUCAAGCGAUUUAAAACCAGUAGUUGGCCUCCGGUUGUACUUGGAAGGUAAAAAAUGCAACCGGUUAGCAUUACACAUACAACAUCUCUCGAGUCUUCCGAGUCUAAUGUCGUUCACAUCAGGCAAACCUAGCCAAUGGCGAGGUUCCGACGACUAUAUGUCCAACGAUCAAUUUUUAGAGCCGGUCAGAUGGAAACGAUACUCGCAUGUAUGCACAUCUGUCGUUAAACACGACCCUAACUGGCUGCAAGAAGUUUCAGGUGGCGUUUUUAUCGUAACCGGCGCACAGCUGCUCAGCAAAGGGAAGUGGCCAAAGACGGUUUUGCAUCUCCGUCUGCAUUACACUCAUAUACCUCACUGCACAAUCCGGAGGACCGAGUGGGGGGCUGCACCCGAAACUUUCCGUAAGGGUAGUUUCCUCACUAAUCUAAGCAUGACUUUUUCGUUCACGUCGGCUACGAACGGACAACAGAAACAAGCCCCAACCGCACUUAAUUCGGGCGUGUACCCUGACGGUCCACCGGAACCGAUCCGAUCAAAAAAACUGCUCAAAUAUGUAGAUGUAUCCGAGGUUGUGAGGGGUCCACAUAAUGCUCCGGGACAUUGGUUGGUAACUGCUGCUAAACUUGUCAAUGAGAGUGGGAAGAUUAGCUUACAAGUGAAGUUUGCGUUGUUGGAUUAUCCAUGAUUUUUUCAGCCUUUCCUUUUUCUUUUUUGUAAUGAUAAAAUUUCAGGUUUUAUUGUA
This is a messenger RNA of Hibiscus syriacus, 2025 nucleotides long. Its product is annotated as MACPF domain-containing protein At1g14780-like. NCBI's taxonomy places the organism in Eukaryota, Viridiplantae, Streptophyta, Magnoliopsida, Malvales, Malvaceae. Gene Ontology annotation, cellular component: plasma membrane. The record is from RefSeq and is a predicted model, not a curated record. Gene Ontology annotation, biological process: regulation of salicylic acid mediated signaling pathway; plant-type hypersensitive response. The coding region runs from base 163 to 1968 and encodes 601 amino acids. The transcript is spliced from 7 exons.